GAAAGUAAUCCCUUUUCUCCAUUUCAAACCUUCACACUGACAAACAUAUCAAGUUCCGUCUUUGACUUGCUCAUGACAACAUUAUAUCAUUGCAAACCUCAGUUUCGAAAAGAACUCUUUUUGCAAUGUUCAGACCUGAGAUAAGGGACGAUGUGGCUCUCAUCCCUGUGGUCGGGGAAGCCUUCUGCUUCCCUUACCUUGUACACUUGCUUGUUAAGAAGGGGUUUUAUGGCGUCGCUGAUUUAAAGUUUGAUGUCUCCGAUGGUUGUGGGGCCCCUCUCCUCAGAGUCCACGGGAAGCUUUGGCAUUUGUUGCAGAAGAAGCGAACCGUUUAUGAUCCGUCCGGCAUCCCAAUCCUCACCAUGCGCGCAAAGACUUUUGCAUUGAGAAAUGUUUGGCAAAUUUAUAAAGGAGUGAGUUCAUAUGAAAACGAUCUGCUAUACACCGUUCAAGAAUCUAAAGGCAUUCAAAUGAAAAUCAGACUUGAUGUUUUCUUGGCUGGAAACCGAGGAGAGAUCUGCAAUUUCCAUGUUAAGGGCUCCUACACUUCUCAGAACUUCGAAGUCUACAAAGGGGAUGAUUUGAUUGCUAAGGUGAAGAAGAAGAUGAACAUACGCAACUUCUUUAAAGGCGUAGAGAAUUUUGAUGUGAGAGUCUUCGCUGGCGUCGAUUAUGCUUUUGUUGUCUCGCUAUUAGUUGUUCUAAAUGCCAUUGAUGGAGGAUCCUAAACUUUUUAUUUGUAUAAAUUUACAUCUUUUAAGGUGCUUAAUUAUAGUCAUCACCAGUUUUAUAUACUGUUGCACGCAAGCGGUGUGUGUAGGCGUGUAGCUAAAGUGAGAUAAAGGCAUUUUUGCUUUUUUCAUCUGAUUAAGAGUUAAAGCAUGAAUUGCUACAUUGUUUGUUUUCAGUCUGUGAGCAUAUGCCAAUUUUGAGUGGGGUUCAACUCCAAUGGUUUUAGACUUUAGUAAGCAAUUGUGGAGUAUCUUACUUCUGUACAUCAUAAACAAGUGGGCAAUCAAUAAAACUGUGGGUGUCAAAAGGUGCAUAGUCAACUAUUUGCAAGACUAAGUUUCACAAAAUUUUCAAAGAAUCAUAUGCGACUCAUGGAGUCAUAUGAGGUGUGUACUGUGUACACAACUACACAUGUAAUUUUUCUUCUUUUCUUGAUAAUUCAUGUGAUCAUGUCUUGGUAUUUGCGCUCCCAUAUUACUUAUCUUUUGUUA
Cuscuta europaea is the source of this 1223-nucleotide messenger RNA. The record is from the annotation of a GenBank genome assembly. NCBI's taxonomy places the organism in Eukaryota, Viridiplantae, Streptophyta, Magnoliopsida, Solanales, Convolvulaceae.